AUGACACACGCACAGAAGAGACUGCGCAAAUUCGAGUGCAAAAUCUGCGAAAAAAAAUUCGUUAGCGGUAAUGAUCUCCGAAAACAUUUACGUACUCAUACCGACGAAAGGCCUUACGUUUGCAAUGAAUGUGGGCAAGGGUUCAGACAGGGUGGAUCCCUUAAAAACCACAUUGCCUGCAAGCAUUCGUCAGGGCUUCAGAGCAAAAACAUAUUCGUUUGCAACUACUGCAAAAAAGCAUUCCCACUCAAAGACAGGCUCAAACUGCACAUGCGAACGCACACGGGCGAUAGACCAUAUGAAUGCAAUAAGUGCAACAAAAAAUUUGCUAGAGGGGGUCAACUUGUUCAACACAUGCGCAUACAUACUGGGCAAAAGCCUUACAUUUGUCACGUAUGCAACUCUACAUUCACCUGUUGCGCUAACCUCAAAUUUCACAUGAACAGACAUCUGGAAAUACGCGAUUUCAUAUGCGAUAUUUGUGGAAAGAGAUUCUUCAGGCAGGAUGCUUUGAAAAAGCAUCUCAACUGCUACCACGCAAACCUGAAAGCGUUUCACUGCAAUAUUUGCAACAAAGAGCUAAAAGGGCAUUUGCCACAACACAUGAGAAUACACAAACAAGAUAAACCACAUGGCUGUGGACACUGUGGAGCACGAUUCACACAAAGGUCUCAGUUGACAGUCCAUCAACGAAUUCACAGCGGUGAGAAACCUUACAGAUGUCAGAUUUGCUGGAAGGCAUUCGCACAUUCCACAGCCUUAAGGCUACACACUCGCAGACAUACAGGGGAAAAACCCUUCACUUGUGUACUCUGUGACUCAUCUUUCACCCAACUACCCCACUUGAAGAAACAUAUGCUUGCCAUACACAAAAGUGCAAAACCUUAUGUGUGCAGAUAUUGCAAAUCUUUUUAUAAGACUAAAUCGGAGCUAGAAAUUCAUCAUAAGUUAUGCGGCAAUGUUUUAGAAGAUAAGCCUAAAACAAAUCCAGAAGGAGAUAUAACAAUGCCAAUAGAAAAAAUGAGAUAUUUGCUAGCAAUUCUUUUGAAGAAGAUAUCUGCUCCUGAUAGAUUAACAGAGUUAGGUUUCAAUAAGAAGCUCAUAGAUGAGGUCUUGGUAGAUUCUAUAGAAAGUUCUGGUAGAGAGUCUUGUAAGGAUAUGGAUUUGACAGAUGCGGAAAAGUUGAAAAGAAAUGUGAGAAUACUUUUAGAAUGGACAGUUCCUAAGAUGUAUAUGGAAAAGUUCACUAAAGAACGUAGGUCUACUGAGGAACUUUUGAAACAGUUGACCUCGUAA
Molecule: messenger RNA, 1296 nt
Organism: Phaedon cochleariae (mustard beetle)
Lineage: Eukaryota; Metazoa; Arthropoda; Insecta; Coleoptera; Chrysomelidae
Source: the annotation of a GenBank genome assembly